GCUAUUCGGCCAAAACUAGAUGCAGAAUUGGAUAAAUUAUUAAAACAAGGGGUCAUUGAGCCAACAGAUUUCGCCAAAUGGGAGACGCCCAUUGUCACACCCCUCAAAAAAGACGGUAGCCUGAGAAUUUGCUCGGACUACAAGACCACAAUUAAUAAGUUUUUACAAGUUAGCGCUUACCCAGUGCCCGUCAUUCAGCAUUUAUUACACACUUUUGAACCUGGCAGCAUUUUUGCCAAAUUGGACAUGUCUCAAGCGUAUCAACAGUUCCCUGUUGACAGCCAAACAGCGGAACUCCAGACCAUUGUCACCCACAGGGGUGCUUUCCGGUGCAAGCGUCUCCAAUUUGGCGUAAGUGUUGCCCCAGGCAUUUUUCAAUCCCUCAUGGAGCGGAUUUUGCAGGGCCUCCCUGGUGUAGUACCCUACUUCGACGACAUCUUAGUCUUGGCCAGGGACAGACCCCAACUCUUCCAGAGAGUUCGAGCAGUGUUAGAGAGGUUCAGACAGCAUGGCCUCAAAUUAAAAAAAGAAAAAUGUGCCAUUGCCACUAGACAGGUGGACUUUCUGGGUUAUAAAAUUGACGCCUCAGGCAUUCACCCCCUGGAGUCCAAGGUUAAGGCAAUUCACGAGGCACCCACUCCAACCUCCAAAACUGAACUGCAGGCCUUCUUGGGGCUAUUGAACUUUUACGCGUCCUUCCUGCCCCAUAAAGCAUCAGUGGCAGAACCCCUGCACAGACUGUUGGAUAAAAAAUCACCUUGGCACUGGGGUCACAAAGAAGACUCCGCUUUUCGCGCCGUCAAAUCACUACUCACGUCAGAGGCGGUCCUUAUUCAGUUCGACCCCAACCUUCCAUUAGUGCUAGCAGCAGACGCAUCCCCUUUUGGAAUUGGGGCAGUAUUAAGCCAUAGGCUCCCCAAUGGCUCCGAGGCUCCCAUCGCUUUUUUCUCCAGGACGCUCUCUGCAACAGAGCGCAAUUAUAGCCAGAUCGAUAAGGAAGCUCUAGCAGCUGUUGCAGCAGUGAAGAAAUUUCACGAAUUUCUCUUUGGCCACUUUUUCGAGCUGGUCACGGAUCAUAAGCCUCUCCUGGGUCUACUAGCUGGGGACAAACAGACCCCUCAAGUCCUUUCUCCUAGAAUGACGAGAUGGACCCUUUUCCUAGCGGCAUACUCGUAUAGACUCAUACACCGCCCAGGUAAAACAUUGUCCCACGCAGACGCUCUCUGUCUGCUGUGGGGCACUCGAGUGGUCAUCCCGACCUCACUGCGUACCCGAGUUCUGGAGGCGUUGCACGAGGGGCACCCUGGCAUCGUCAGAAUCAAGGCAUUAGCACGCAGCUAUGUAUGGUGGCCGGGCCUCGACGAGGACAUCAUCAGAUGGGUAAGCUCCUGCAAUCCCUGCCAGGAAUCCCGUCCAGCUCCUCCUAUUGCCACCCCUACUAAGUGGGAAAGCGCCAGCGCUCCGUGGUCCAGAAUUCACAUCGACCUAGCCGGCCCAUUGCACGGGAAAAUGUUCCUAGUGGUCGUGGACUCCUACUCUAAAUGGAUUGACGUGGCACAACUAUCCACGACCACCACACUAGCGAUUACCAAGGUAUUAACUCGCCUGUUUGUAACACACGGGCUGCCUGACUCCAUUGUUUCCGACAAUGGCCCACAGUUCGCAUCAGCCGAGUUCAGCCGUUUCGCUGCCAACCUGGGCAUCCGCCACAUCUUCACGGCCCCAUUUCAUCCUGCCAGUAACGGAUUGGCUGAAAGAGCCAUUAGGACCACUAAAGAAGCCCUAGCUAGGUUCAGCAAGGAUGACUGGCACCACAAACUCUCGCGUUUCCUGAUGAGCCAGCACUCAACUCCGUGCUCAGUCACUAAUAAGUCCCCAGCUGAGCUCCUGAUGGGCAGGUGCCUGAGGACUGUA
Pseudonaja textilis is the source of this 1914-nucleotide messenger RNA. NCBI's taxonomy places the organism in Eukaryota, Metazoa, Chordata, Lepidosauria, Squamata, Elapidae. The record is from RefSeq and is a predicted model, not a curated record.